Molecule: messenger RNA, 2913 nt
Organism: Conger conger (European conger)
Lineage: Eukaryota; Metazoa; Chordata; Actinopteri; Anguilliformes; Congridae
Gene: syn2b
Product: synapsin IIb
Exons: 13
Coding region: 196-2115 (639 amino acids)
Biological process (GO): neurotransmitter secretion
Cellular component (GO): synaptic vesicle membrane; synaptic vesicle
Molecular function (GO): ATP binding
Source: RefSeq, a predicted model, not a curated record
UGAGCGGGGAGCGAGCGUCAUCGUCACAGAGGGAGAGAAGGAGCAGACGAAGGAGAGAGGGAACGUACAGCAUCCACGGCUCAGAGGAAACACAAGCCCUCUCGCUCGCCUUCCACGCCACGGAGCCUUCCGGAACACAAGUACAGACGCCAGCACUUCCCCGCCGCACGCCCUCUCCCGAAAGCGGCCGCAGCCAUGAACUUCCUGCGCCGACGGCUGUCUGACAGCAGCUUCAUCGCCAACCUGCCCAACGGGUACAUGACGGACCUGCAGAGGCCUGACCCCCCGCCGCCCCCUCCCCCCGCGGCGGCUCCGACCGCGGCCGCCACCGGCCAGGCCCCGGCCCCGGCCCCCGCCCCGGCCCCCGCCUCGGCCCCCUCACCUUCCCCUGCUCCCGAGCGCAGGCCCCAGCCGGCCGCGUCCACCGGGACGGGCUUCUUCAGCUCCAUCACCAACGUGGUGAAGCAGACGGCCGCCUCCGCGGGGCUAGUGGAGCAGACCCCCGCCCCCACACCCAAGAAGUUCAAGAUCCUGCUGGUCAUCGACGAGCCGCAGCAGGACUGGGCCAAACUCUUCAGGGGGAAGAAGGUUCAAGGCGAUUUUGACAUCAAAGUGGAACAGGCUGAAUUUUCAGAGAUUAACCUUAUGGCCCAUGCCAAUGGGACCUGCAAUGUGGACAUGCAGGUCAUCAGGAAUGGAACCAAAGUUGUUAGAUCAUUCAAGCCUGACUUUGUCCUCAUCCGACAACACGCAUUCAGCAUGGCAGAAAAUGAGGAUUUCCGCAACUUGAUCAUUGGCCUGCAGUAUGCUGGGAUCCCCAGCAUGAACUCCCUGGAGUCCAUUUUUAACCUCUGUGACAAGCCCUGGGCGUUUGCUCAGUUGAUUAGUUGCUACAAGAAGCUUGGCCCAGAGAAAUUUCCACUGAUUGAACAAACCUUCUACCCCAACUAUAAAGACAUGAUAACCAUGCCCACAUUCCCUGUUGUUGUGAAGAUUGGACAUGCUCAUUCAGGCAUGGGAAAGGUGAAGGUGGACAACCACAGUGACUUCCAGGACAUUGCCAGUGUGGUUGCCAUCACCCAGACCUACUGCACCACGGAGCCAUUCAUAGACUCCAAAUACGAUAUCAGGAUUCAGAAGAUAGGCACCAAUUACAAAGCUUACAUGAGAACCUCCAUCUCUGGAAACUGGAAGACAAAUACGGGUUCUGCCAUGCUGGAACAAGUAGCCAUGACAGACAAAUAUAAGCUGUGGGUGGACACCUGCUCAGAGAUCUUUGGUGGGCUUGAGAUCUGUGCAGUCAAAGCUAUCCAUGGCAAGGAUGGGAAGGACUACAUCACUGAGGUGGUGGGAUCAUCAAUGCAGCUGAUUGGAGAGCACCAGGCUGAGGAUAGACAGCUCAUUGCUGACAUGGUGGUGGCCAGAAUGAACCAGGCACUGCCACGGACACCUGUCCGCUCUCCCCAGAGGCCAACCACUGUUCAGCCACCACAGAGCAACAUCCAAAAGGAAGGCCUGACUGACCCCAGCAAGAUUCCUGCCCAGCGCCCCCCACCACAAGGGGGCUCAGGACAACCCCAAGAUUCGCAAUGUCACAGUCAGGAGCCUCCGUCAGAGCCAGCUCCAGAGCCCACACCCCCACCCCAGGGGGCCCCCGCCCCGACCACCCAGCAGCCCCAGGCCCAGCCCCAGGGGGCCCCCGCACCAGGCAAGCCUGCAGGCCAGCCAUCCAAGCAGCCCCCUCCCAAACCACUCCCCCCCGUCCGCCAGAGCUCCAAACCCCGUAUUCAGCCCAAGCCCCAGACUCCGCCCCUCCCAGUCAAGGCCCAGCCUAAGCCCCAACCAGAGCCUCAGGCUGAAGCCCAGGUCCCGCCCCAAGCCCAAGCCCCCCCCCCUGACUCCGCCCAAACCGAAGCCAAACCUCUUCCUGAGGGGCAGCAGUCAGCACAGCAGAAGGCCCAGCCUCAUCCGCAGCUGAAUAAGUCGCAGUCCCUGACCAACGCCUUCAGCGCCUUCAGUGACACGUCCUUCUUCCGCUCCAGCAACGAGGACGAAGCCAAAGCGGAGACCAUUCGAAACUUGCGAAAGUCUUUUGCCAGCCUGUUCUCUGACUAGAUGCCAGGCCUUCAGGUUUUGGAAUAGUGAAUGGCUUGGUCCACUUUAAGUCUUUUUCUGGGUGUCAAAAUGAAUUAUAUGUCAACUGUAUAGAUCCUACUCUCCCACUUGUUCUGUUCCAUGCCUGAUUGUCUAUUAAGCAAUAUUAAGUACUGUAUGCUGUAAUAGUUCUGGUGACAGACACACCAGUGGUUCAAGUCCAAGUGUACUCAGGCUGGUAGAGGGCAUCAUUUCACAUGAUGAUGCAGUGAAAUCUGACAGUGACGGGUUCAGCAGGGGAAAUCAGGAGAAAUAUGUGUCCACUUCUGCUUUGCUAUUGUAGCCUUAUUGUGACCGUGUAUUUUCACAGACAAGUAUCUGCAAUUGGUAACCCUGGUUCUACUCUUUAUGUGCGUGCAUGUGUGUGUGAGAGUGCGUGUGUGCGUGCGUGUGUAUGUAUGUACCUAGAGACUGAUUUGUCAGUAAGAUAUUUUCAAAAUGGUCACCACUUUCGCUGUCAUUUCAGAUCACUGCUUCUUGUGCUUGCAACUAAUCUUGGUGUGCAGCACCUGCCAAUGUGUCAACUUACCCAUGACUGCUGAAAACCCAUCGCUCUGUUUUAUGUAGAACUUUAAACGUGCUGUGUACUGCUCUGUACGUGCCAUCUCUGGAGUUUAGUGUUUAGUGUUUUACUUUCUUGGUUUUUUUUGGCCUUAUAUUGUUCAGUUUGUAUUGUGUAUUAUUUGUACCCAAUGCUGCUUUGCAUGAUCUAGUGACAAUUGUUUACUAUACCGCUGUCAAUAAACACAUUGCACAUCA